Messenger RNA from Penicillium brevicompactum, 504 nucleotides. RefSeq names its product nucleoside deaminase. Gene Ontology annotation, molecular function: guanosine deaminase activity. The transcript has a single exon. Gene Ontology annotation, biological process: purine nucleoside catabolic process. NCBI's taxonomy places the organism in Eukaryota, Fungi, Ascomycota, Eurotiomycetes, Eurotiales, Aspergillaceae. Bases 1 to 504 code for a protein of 167 amino acids. The record is from RefSeq and is a predicted model, not a curated record.
AUGACCAAAGCUCUACACCCCCUCACAGGCCCCCAGCUCACGGCCGCAGCCACCGCAGCCCUAAAGCAACAAUCCGAAGCUCAAGACAUCCACAAGAAGCGCCCCUUCUCCGCAAUUCUCCUUGCACCAGAUAACGAAACCAUCCUCCUGAGCUCGAACUCCCUCUCCCACGUCCGACACGCAGAGAGCGAACUCGCGCGCAACGCAGCAGACAACUACGACUGGACCUACCUAUCGCGCUGCACGCUUGUAUCGACCUGGGAGCCGUGCGCGAUGUGCGCAGGUGCCAUUUACUGGGCCCACAUCGGACGUCUUGUAUAUCUUGCUUCGGAGAAGGCGUUGCAGGAUGUUAUAGGUGUCGGGAACGAAGAGAAUUUGACGUUGGAUUUGCCUUGUCGGAUGGUUUUCGAGAAGGGUCAAUUUGAGGUUGAGGUUGUGGGGCCGCUUGUUGAUGGUGGGUGGGAAGAGAAGGUUGUUGCUGAUAGUAGACGGUACUGGGGGUAG